Lobosporangium transversale is the source of this 1458-nucleotide messenger RNA. RefSeq names its product cytochrome P450. The record is from RefSeq and is a predicted model, not a curated record. NCBI's taxonomy places the organism in Eukaryota, Fungi, Mortierellomycota, Mortierellomycetes, Mortierellales, Mortierellaceae. Bases 1 to 1458 code for a protein of 485 amino acids. Gene Ontology annotation, molecular function: oxidoreductase activity, acting on paired donors, with incorporation or reduction of molecular oxygen; heme binding; iron ion binding. The transcript is spliced from 6 exons.
AUGAUUUCGAAUGCGUUCUUCCAUCCCUUGUCCCCUAUCCCAGGAAACAAGCUAGUCGCUUCUACACGCUUGUUUGAAGCGCUACUCAUCCUAUCCGGCAGAGUUCAUUACUGCUUCCCUCUAGUCCAUAAGCUAUAUGGAAAAGUGGUCAGGGUCGGGCCAAAUAUUGUCUCUGUGGCUGAUAAAGACAUGAUUCGAGAGAUAUUAGUGACAACUGACUACCCCAAAACCGCCCAUUAUCAAGUCUUUGAUUUAGGAGGCCAUGAAAACCUAUUCUCAGCCCGCAACAAGAGCUUCUAUAAGAGCCGACGUCGACUUGUCGCUCCAGCUUUCGGUCUGCAAUACCUUCGGUCUGUUGAACCCCAUAUUCAUAAGUGCAUUAGAGCCCUCCUGCAAGAGAUCGAUGGUAUUCUCACUGGUUCGAGGACGACGAAGAAUAAAACCGCUAAAGUGCUUCCAUCUGGUCAGAUCAAUAUUUAUUCUUUUAUGAUCCGACUCUCACUUGACAUGAUCGGAGAGAUCGCAUUUGGCCAAUCCUUUGAGACGGUCAAGGAUGAUGCCCACCCGGUUCCUCACCAGCUAAAAAAGACAAUCAGGCAAAUGAUGCAACAAACGUUCAUUCCAUGGAUAAAAUAUGUGGACCCCUUCGAUUCCUCUUUUCUAGAUUUUGGUGCUACUUGUGUCAAGCAGCGUAAGGCUAGUGAUGAAGAGGGGCGACGUGCAGACCUGCUACAGUAUCUGAUUGACGCACAAGCCAAAGAAAGAGAGGACAGUAAUGGCGGUAGCAAGCAUGAGGACACGGCUUGUGAGGAAUUUACAGAUCAGGCUAUCGGAGUUGAGACAUGUGUUUUCCUGGUCGCCGGAGCAGAUACCUCGUCCAUUAUAAUGACAUUUACGCUCAUGUUCUUGGUCAAGCAUCCAGAUAAGCUGAUCAAGCUGAGAUCAGAGCUUGACUUCGCAACUGCUACCAAUCCUUGUGGAUCCCUACCUACUUAUGAGCAAAUCCGCAAGCUUCCAUAUCUGACAGGAUGCAUCAACGAGUCCAUGCGGCUCCGUCCUCCUGCUCUAAGUAUACCACGAGAUGUUGAUGAAGAUGUAGUCAUAAAUAACUAUUAUUUUCCAAAGGGAACAACCCUACUUCCGUACCCAUUGCAUCUUCAUUUGUCUGAGGAGUACUUUCCGCAGGCUGAUAAGUAUAUUCCAGAGCGCUGGAUUCCUGAUGAGUCACCUUUCCCACCUGUUCAGGACUUUACAUAUUACCCUUUCUCUGCAGGUAGUCGCAACUGUAUUGGCAAAAACCUUGCAAUGAUGGAAAUGCGACUGGUCCUGGCGGCGUUGGUUCGUACCUACGAUAUGGAGUUAGUUCCUAAUCAGCGUGAGGAUCGUGUGCAGUACUUGACACCGUCGCUGGCCACAGGAAGUUAUAUUAUCAAGAUGAAGAGACGACAAGAAGAGUAG